UGGAAAAUAUCGUUUCGUUGACGAAACAAGUCCUCGAACCAGUUAGAGAUUUUCCUACGUAUUCUGUAUGGAGGUAAAUAUGUAACCUGUAUUUUUACAGUGACAAAAACAAACUACUAACCCGCCUUUGACGCACUCGACAGUUUCGUUUAAGAGUCAGGAGCUUAAAAGGUCACUAAGGAUGCCGUUGUUUGGAAACACGUUCAGUCCGAAAAAGACCCCUCCUCGGAAAUCAGCCUCCCUUUCCAGUCUUCACACGUUGGACCGCUCAACGCGAGAAAUAGAACUGGGCCUUGAAUAUGGACCACCUGCGCUUAACAUCGGAGGCCAGAGCUUGAAGUUUGAAGACGGACAGUGGUUGUCAGAAACUGGUGGAAGUACCUCUAACAGAGAGUUGCAGCGACUUAAGAAAAGAAAUUUACAACUGGAGGAGGAGAACAAUCUCCUGAAACUAAAGAUUGAAACACUCAUGGACAUGUUGACAGAGACAACAGUAGAAUACCACAUGAUAGAGAAAGAGCUGGAAGAUUUGAAGAGUCAGCAUUGACGGAUGUGAUGUCCUAAUAAAAACAUUUUUUCAUUUUCUUUCGUUUUCUUUCUGUCUUUCCUUUUUGUAUCUACAUUUUUAUUGUUUACUUAAACAUAUUUCUUUGUUACAUUUUACUCUUCUAAAAAAAAAA
Cynoglossus semilaevis (tongue sole) is the source of this 680-nucleotide messenger RNA. RefSeq names its product chibby 1, beta catenin antagonist (gene cby1). NCBI's taxonomy places the organism in Eukaryota, Metazoa, Chordata, Actinopteri, Pleuronectiformes, Cynoglossidae. The coding region runs from base 182 to 547 and encodes 121 amino acids. The record is from RefSeq and is a predicted model, not a curated record. The transcript has 5 exons.